This is a messenger RNA of Helianthus annuus (common sunflower), 972 nucleotides long. RefSeq lists its product as uncharacterized. The record is from RefSeq and is a predicted model, not a curated record. The transcript has 3 exons. The coding region runs from base 1 to 972 and encodes 323 amino acids. Lineage: Eukaryota; Viridiplantae; Streptophyta; Magnoliopsida; Asterales; Asteraceae.
AUGGCUCUUGACGACGAUGAGGAAGAGGAACAAGAAGAAGAGGAAGAUGAAGAGGAAGAAGAAGAAAAUGAUGACGUUCAAGAAAUCGCCACAAACGGCCGACAACAUUGGACGAGCGAGGAGGAGGUGUCCUUGGUGAAGGCGUAUUUGCACAUCUCGGAGAAUAGGAAACAUGGCAACGAGCAAAGAAAGGAUGCGUUUUGGAGACGGAUCAUUAAUCAUUUUAGGCAACUUCCCGGUGCAAGGAUACGAAACAUGGACCAAAUGACGUCGACGUGGACGGAUUUGAACGGGAAAAUUAGCAAGUUCAACGCUUGUUUCAUUCAAAAGAACCGAAACCCACAAAGUGGAGCGAGCGAGGCGACAAUCAUGCGAAAAGCAACCGAAGAGUAUUGCCGACUAUACAAAAAGAGGACUUUUCCACACGUGGGGGCAUGGGAAGUUGCGAGACAUCACCCGAAGUGGGUCCACGUUGAGUUGGUUGACAUGCGUGGUCCUACGGCUCCAGAAAAACGAGGAGGUUCGAAAAGAUCAAAGACAUCCGAUUCGGGGAACUACACGACUUCCGCGUCGGAUAACUUGCCGGAAAUGAACUUAAACGGCCCCCUUGACGAACCCGAUCAACCCGUUGACGACCCCAUCGAAGAAGAUACACCCACAAGGCCACGACGCAGGAGAGGUGGUGAAUCGUCAAGCAAAGGUAAGGAAGCGGUGGCGGAGUCGAUCUUCAGAAUCGAAGAGGAGAAAAUGACCCAAUUCAAGAAGGCCGAACAAAGAAAAGAAACAAUUAUGUCCCUAAAAGUUGAACGCGAGCAGGCGUACAAGGAACACUUGAAAACGAUUGAAAGACAAAAUGAUUUAAAAAUCUUGUGUGAAAAGCACGCCCAUCUCGACGAACCGUUCAAGUCAAUUGUCAUUCAACAAAAGCGCGAGAUUUGCGCAAAGUGGGGUUGGGAGAUGCCACCCGUUUAG